Messenger RNA from Amblyraja radiata (thorny skate), 1059 nucleotides. RefSeq names its product ciliogenesis and planar polarity effector 1-like. Gene Ontology annotation, cellular component: ciliary transition zone. Gene Ontology annotation, biological process: cilium assembly. The record is from RefSeq and is a predicted model, not a curated record. The transcript has 9 exons. Bases 1 to 1059 code for a protein of 352 amino acids. NCBI's taxonomy places the organism in Eukaryota, Metazoa, Chordata, Chondrichthyes, Rajiformes, Rajidae.
AUGGUCUGUGGGUGGCAGAAAGGGGAGAAGGAGGCAAUUCUGCUAUCGGACGUGCAGCGGCUGUGUGUGCUCAGCCUGUCGACGGGCCGGACCCAGCGGAAGAUCGGCAAGCUGCAGCCCCUGCUGAAGAACGUGCUCAGUGUGACCACCUCUGCCAACGGUUCGUGGCUGGCUGGAGUGCUCACCACAGGGGAACUCUUCCUAUGGAGGAAGGAUGCCGACUGUUUGAAGACGGUGGGGGCAGUGGAAGGAGUGAGCGCCUUGGCAGCGGCUGCCCAGAACUCCACUGUGAAGCUGUCCUUGUUUGUGUCCAACGAUGGAAAGCGGGUUCUCCUGCUCGCUCAGGUGGGAGCGGCGUUCCUUUGGGAGAGCCUGGAGGAGCAGGAUCUGCCGUCGGUCCCCGGAGCCCGGCUGGGUGGACGGUGGGCAGAGGUGCUGCCUGAUGGCCAGGCCAGUCUUCCCCAGGGUGAAGACAUGGAGAGUGCUGUCCAUGCCGUCUUUGUCGCCGAUGAGGUGCUGGGCGACUGCUGCCUGGCCUGUUUUGCCUUCAUCUCUGGGGAAGCUCUGGUGCUGACCACUGUGAGGCUGCAUUGGUUUGAACAGGUGGAACGCUGCAUCAGGGCGGCCCCGUUGCGGGUGCAGUGGGCGACACAGACGCAGCUUCUGGGGGAGCUGGUCCCCGCCUGCCAACCGGUGAAGUCACGAGGGGCACUGCUGGCAGCGUUCACCACCGACGGCUCACUCCUUGCCCUGGCUAUCAAUCAGAUCAACCCCAAGGCCACCCAGGUGCUGUUUGUGAAGCCAAUGAGUUGUGUGACUGUGUCGACCAGUCUGCAGGGAUGUGGCAGCACCGCCCGCCCUGUGCUAGCCUCGUCUGCCAGGUCCUACUGGGUGGCUGGGGUGAGCUGGACCCCAGACGGCCUCUUCCUGGCGUGCAUGCUGCAACGCGGAGCCUUGCUGAUGCUGUCCCGUCUCGGCGAGCUGGUGACGCUCACCACCUCUGGCUGCUCCGUGGAACUCAAGCGCGACUUCCAGACUCAAGCGCGACUUCCGGACUAA